AGCUGCGCAACCCUGAUUAUACUCAACAACCCCACUGCAUGUUGACACUGGAAAACAGCUGAGCAAAGACCAAACAACAAGCGUCUAUCAGACUUUAGCUACUUAAAGAAGUAUACAAUCUGAACAUUGACAUGGCACUUGAGGAAUAUUCACAAAGAAGCUAGCUAAUACAGUUAAUGCGAAGAGAAUAAAAAAAAUACGUAUUUGCAGCUUGGAAGAAACCAGGAAGAUGUUUGAGAAUUUCAAAGAGAGGUUGCAGACGGUGCAGCAAGAUUUCACAACGGGGAUGAAGACUCUGAGUGACAAAUCAAAGGAGGCCAAAGUAAAGCAGAAACACAGACAUGAACAUCUGACACAGUUUUCUGCUGGAGUAGAACUGCUCAGUCGGUACGAAGACACCUGGGUGACUCUCCACAGAAAAGCUAAAGAUUGUGCGAAAGCUGGAGAGACAGUGGAUGGAGAGGUGGUGAUGCUGUCUGCACACUGGGAGAAGAGAAGAGCAGCAGUGGUGGAACUACAGGAACAACUACAGCAGAUCCCAGGCUUCCUCACAGACCUGGAGACGUGCACCAACCGCAUCGCCCACCUGGAGGCAGACUUUGAGGAGCUGGAGAGCCGGCUGAUGUACCUGGACAACCUGUGUGGUCAGUGUGAGCAGCAGCGCUUCAGACACUUCCAGGUCCUGCAGCUGGAGAACUACAAGAAGAAAAAGAGGAAAGAGCUGGAGUCUCUCAAAGCCGAGCUGGACUCUGAGCACGCCCAGAAGGUGCUGGACAUGGAGCACGCCCAGCAGGGGAAGCUGAAGGAGAGGCAGAAGUACUUUGAAGAAGCUUUCCAACAGGACAUGGAUCAGUACCUCUCUACUGGCUACCUGCAGAUCACUGACAGAAGAGGGAUAGGUAGCAUGUCUUCCAUGGAGGUGAACGUUGACGUUCUGGAACAGAUGGACCUGAUGGACGUGUCGGACCACGAGGCCCUGACCAUGUGGUUGAGUCCCAAAUGUUGGACUGAUCCCCUCUCCCUCCCUCCUGUCCCCCCAGGUCCAGACCCUGAGUCGUUGUCCUCUGAUAUCUCCCUGCGGGUGCCCACCCAGGCGGAACUGAGGAACAAGCAGUCUUCCUUCUCCUCCACGGAGCCAGGCUCAGCCAGCCAGGACACCAGCCAGGACACCAGCCUGGGGGAUUGCCAGGAGGGGGAGGGCAGUGAGGCCAGUGGAGACGGAGACCAGCCCCUGGUACUGCCAGACGAGGAGGAAGUGCAGGCUGACACAGCCCUGGUGUUGUUGCCCGAGGCAGAGAUGUUCAAGAACUCUGACGACAGCGACUCGCAGGCCUCUUAGGAGCCGUCACAGAGCUGCCCCCUGGGUGAGAACGGCUCUAGGGGAUAUAGGGUAGCUCCUAGACGCUGAUCUGGGGGUCCGUUUUGCAUUUUUCCCCAAAAAACUUUUUUCUUUUCUGUUUUUUUAUAAAUGAAAUGUAGCUUCCUUCCUUGUAUCCAAUUAUAUCUAAGUAAAUAAUAAUAAAGUUGUUUUGGAACAAUC
Messenger RNA from Oncorhynchus keta (chum salmon), 1540 nucleotides. Its product is annotated as dysbindin-A-like. Gene Ontology annotation, cellular component: cytoplasm; neuron projection; synaptic vesicle membrane. Gene Ontology annotation, biological process: regulation of synaptic vesicle exocytosis; platelet dense granule organization; neuron projection development. The record is from RefSeq and is a predicted model, not a curated record. The transcript has 10 exons. Bases 230 to 1339 code for a protein of 369 amino acids. NCBI's taxonomy places the organism in Eukaryota, Metazoa, Chordata, Actinopteri, Salmoniformes, Salmonidae.